AUGAAAAUGAAAAGUGUUUAUUUUGUGGCUGGGUUGCUUUUAAUGAUAGUCCAAGGCAGCUGGCAAAAUCCCCUUCAAGACACAGAAGAGAAAUCAAGACAACAAGGACAGGAGCAGAGAGAGAAUGAAAAAUAUUUGGACCCGCUCUCAAGCAAUGGACUUGCCAAGCGUCAUGCUGAAUUUGAGAGACAUGCUGAGGGCACCUACACCAGUGACAUUACCUCAUAUUUGGAAGGUCAAGCUGCCAAGGAAUUCAUUGCUUGGUUAGUGAAUGGACGAGGAAGAAGAGAUUUCCCAGAAGAAGCUCUUGCAGCUGAAAAAAUGGGCAGAAGACAUGCAGAUGGCACUUUCACCAGUGAUAUCAACAAAAUCCUUGAUGACAUGGCUGCCAAAGAGUUCUUAAAGUGGCUGAUUAACACAAAAGUUACCCAAAGGGACCUUUUGGAGGAAUACCAGUAG
Molecule: messenger RNA, 459 nt
Organism: Alligator mississippiensis (American alligator)
Lineage: Eukaryota; Metazoa; Chordata; Crocodylia; Alligatoridae
Gene: GCG
Product: glucagon
Exons: 5
Coding region: 1-459 (152 amino acids)
Biological process (GO): adenylate cyclase-modulating G protein-coupled receptor signaling pathway; negative regulation of apoptotic process; positive regulation of insulin secretion involved in cellular response to glucose stimulus
Cellular component (GO): extracellular region
Molecular function (GO): glucagon receptor binding; hormone activity
Source: RefSeq, a predicted model, not a curated record